UGUUUAUGGUUUCAGCCUCUCCUCUGAUCCCUCUGAGGAUGUUCAUGAUCAUCUUUUUGGAAUUUUCACCACUCUGCAUAGUUUGUUUCUUGCAAGUUGCCUUUUUUUCCUUCUUAUCUUGUUUUGAUGUGUCUUUCAUGUUAGAGGUUUUUCUCAGCUGCCUGGUGAUCAUUAGCUGUAUGAACACACUUAAGAGCAGAAUGUUAAGAAACUGAUUAAGAAUUCUGUGCUGGGGUUUGUUGACGGUGAUUUCACUGGUAGAGUGAUCUUGCUGAGCUGUUUCCCUGGGGAGCCCAAGGUGUCCACCUCUUAGCUCUUGGACCAUUCACUUCCUCAGAGAAGACCCUUCCAAUCCUCUGUCCAGAGGGUCAGUUUGAUUCCCUGACUCCCAGUUUUCAGAACGGUUCUUUACCAUGAACUUGGCUUGAUGCCCCCCGGCUUUACCUUCUUUAAGAAUAAACAUCUAGUUUUCUGCCUGGGUGACCUGAUUGCUUCUGAAAGAGACUCUCGUCCAGUUCUGCUCUUUUCAAUGUCAUCUUAGGCAGACUUCCAGAACUGCCCAGCACCUCCCCGACGCUGUGCUGAGCCUUGUGAGGGCUCUCCAUGCCACCGCAGGUUGAUUCCGGCCCCACCCCCAGCUGCUGACUAAGAUUCACCUUUCUUGGAUUCUCUGAGUCAGUCACCACCUGUCCUUCUGCUGUCUGCCUUCCCUCAUGUUGUUGCUAUCACCUCAUUUCCUAUGAUAUUUGUUUUUGUGAUGUGUAUCUUUAAAAACAGAUAAAGCCCAUUUUUGUUUUAGUGAGGUUUCUGGAGGGAGAGGAGAUAAAUAUAUGAGUUCACUCCACUGUCUUUAACUAAAGAUCCCCCAUUGCUAUUACGGGGAAACCAAGCACAUCUGUUAGCAGUAAGUUGAAAAGACCGCCUCCAAGGAGGUACUGAAGAAUUGCUUUCUUGUCAUUGACUCAUGAGGAACAAAAGUGUCUAAGAUCCGUAAUCUGCUACACCUUUUGGACAAACUUCUUUCUCAUGCAAGUUGAAUGGUGAGGGACACACAGGCAGAGGUGCGCCAGCAGGGUUGCCUGGAUGGUGCACUCUCCCCAGACGGGAAAUUGGAGGAUGCCAUGAAUUCCACCCCAGGCUCUGUAUUGAUCCCUACAUUGUUGUGGGGUGUUUUCCCUUCAGCGAAACCACUGUUGCUUUCAUUCCUCAUGUCCAAACCUUUUGUACAGGAUGAUGAGAGCCUGAAGUACCUCACACAUGAGGAAAAGGACGUCCUCCUGUUUUUUGAAGAGACGAUUGAUUCCCUGGAAGACGACUUUGAGGAACAGGUGCUGUGUGAUGGUGAUGCUCAGUGCCACUCUCCACGGUCUCUGGAAGAGAGCACUUCUGGUCCCUCCGAGCCAGAGGACGCAGUGGACUUAGUGCAGCUGGGCCCUGGAGCCGGGGAACCCGAGAGCCUUCAGGAUGUGACGGAGGCAGCAGGGGCUGGUGCUGUUGGAAAGGAAGACACUCCUGUCCUCAGGAAAGAGGAUGCUGAGAAGUCCCCCCCUCCAGACCCCCCAGGUCCCGAGGCCCUGCCCCUGCCGCCUCCCAGCCCUGUCCCCGCAGCAGCCCCGGCCCACCCCAGGAGAGAGCCCCCUCCUACUCCAGCAGAGCACCCCAAACUGGCCCGCUCGGUCCCCACUCCGCUCGUCAUCGCCCAGAAGAUGUCUGAGAAGCUGGCAGGGAACGAAGGGCUCUCGCCCACAUCCCCGUCCAAAGAGGGCAGGCCUGCAGGAUGGAGGACGCUGACUUCCGUGGCCCCUCGACACGGAGACCACUCGCUGUGGCACAGGCACGCCGCACAGCCGGCGCCCAAGAUCCACCGCUUCCCGAGCAACAUCAGCGUGACCAACAGCGCGGGGAAGGACUUCAAUAAGACAAUCUCCAAGGCCGCGGUCAACGUGCAGGAGCGCAAAGCCCAGGUCCUGGCCAACAUCAAUGGGGUCUCCUUCCUCUCCAUGGGGGAGACGGAGGACCGGGCCCAGAGGAGCGAGCCCACCGAGCAGAGGAGAAGCAUCUCCCCGGAGCAGAGCCAGCCGGGCCCGGCCCGGGAGGCUGUUCCCGCGCGGGCAGGGGCGCACGGCGGCCAGCAGUCCAGAGGCGUGCAGACGGAACAGCCCCUGCCGAUGGCCAACGGCUUCCAGAGCCUCCACGACAUCCUCAAGAGCCAUCCCGGGCCCUUUGUCUCUACAGGGAAGACGGUCACCUUCCGUCCAGACCCGGCCCUCCCCAGCAAACUUGCACCCCGGCAGCCGGACUGCGGCCAGGACGCCAGGAAGCGGUCGGGCUCGCUCCCCCGGGCUGUGGGGUUCAGACCCCAGGGCAUCACUGUCCAGUUCUCGGGCCGGGGCUCCACGGAGGAGGCCCGUCGGGAGGCCCUGCGGAAGCUCGGCCUCCUGAAGGAGAACUUGUGACGGAGAGUGGGCGGCGCUGGGGGAGUUAGGGUGACCAGGUACGUGUGGCCGAUCAUGGAUGUGUGCAUGCGCACAGCACAGUAGCAAAGCCCGGACUGCGGAACCCCGUGGAGGACCAGCGAUGGGGGCCCGGGAGUCAGCCGACUGUCUGCCCCGCUCUGGCCCGCAUCCGAGCUGGGACAUCCUUCCGAACGAGAGCAUCCCGCACCACAUCUUCCCGUUUCCAAGAGCUCGGAGAAUAACCUUGAACACCUACAGGUUUCAAUGAUUUGUAAAUGCCAUAUGUUUUUUGGAUCUAGGAGGAGGGGGAUUGGGUCUGAAUUUUCUGUUAUUGAGUCUCUAAUCUAACCUUUUAUCCGAAGUGCAUGACAUGAAAGCCAGUUUAGAUCUCUCAUACUCGUUUCUCUAAGAAAGGGACCGUCCCCUCCUUUCCAAGAAAAUAAAGAAGUGCUUGUUCAAUUUUCAUAGUGUCUUAAAAUACUGUUUUGGUUUUUUGUUUGUUUUUGAAAGGUGAAAGACAGUAUGUUAGCCUAAAUAUGCCUUUGUUUCUUGGUCUAAUUUGGUUUGCCCAGAUUUUUUUUAAUUGAAAAUUGAAGCCUUUACAGUAUGAUUUACUGUAACGUUGAGUUAUGGAAGUGGAAUGGAAAGGUUGGGUUUGGAAAAGGUGGUAGUUUUAAGAAAGUAAGUCUCAUCAGACUACAGAGUCUGUGUUACUGGGAGAUAUAUAUAUGAGUGUGUACUGCGUAUAUACAUGUACAUAAUAUGUGUUUAUAGGUACAUAUAUGUUAUAUACAGAUAUAGAUGAUGUGCACACACACAUUCAUUAUUACAUAUAUAUAUAAACUUCUUAAAACCCUAUUACAUAACUACAGGAUGCAAGCACUUCCUAUUCUUUUGAUACACAAGCCAUCUCAGUAUUGAGAUAAUGACAUAGAAAUUGUUACUUCCUAAUAAGGAAGUCUUUUAAGGACACAUCUCCAUAACUUUUCGUUAAACCAAAGUGCUUUUUCCUCAACGUGUUCUGUUCCCAAUUAAAUAGUCCGAAUAAGCUUCCAACUAAGCAAGAGAGUUCCUUUGUUAGUGAAGUAUGCUUUUAAAGAUGUCAUUUAUCACCUAAUUUUAAUUUAUCACCUAAUUUUAGUUUUGCAUGUUCCAAGGUGGCUGGUAAACAGAAGGAAACAAAAGAUUCUUAACAUCCCCCAUGUUCUGUGAGCAAGAUCUCAGGAUUAAUUUAAAAGGGAAAAAACAGCUAACUAAGUUACACAGCAUGAAAAGAACUGGUUUUGUCCCAGACAAUGUCUUACAUGCUGAGUUGUAGCCACAAGCAUUAUUAUCAAAACUAUUUCAGGCUGGAGUCUAAAACCUCUUAAAAUAGACCCGGAAGGACCACACUUGAAAGUCACACCCUUUUAUUGUAUGUCUCAGCCACUGUCACAGAAUCUGUUUCUUUUCUGUUGAGUAUUAUUUAAACUCAAACUUCUAAAUGUGCUGUGAAGGACGUUUUUCAUAGUAUUAAUUUGCCUUGUAAGUUACAUAAAAUGAUUGUAAUGUUUUCCUUAGAACGACAGUAUUUAGUGUCUCGCCCAGGCCUUGUCCUCCUGAAAUAAUCUCAUAGAUUCUUGAUGGUCUUCAUUUAAAUGGGUGCUUUGAUUUUACAGCUUCUUAAAAAUAGUCUUUACUUUACUCCUGUUUAUGUUGGAUUUGUUUAAAGGAUUCUUGAGCCCUGUUAUUUCCUUUUUAUAUAGCGAGAUGCCAUGUUACAGUGUUUAAAAAUAGAGGAUCUUGAUAUGGCUAACAUUUUAAAUAUCCCUUGUAUUUGAGGAUUCUUUCUUUUUUUCUUAUCCUAUGACUUCGUUGUGAUUAAGGUGAACUUGACUAUAUGUUAGUAUAUUUGUUCUCAUAAUGGCAUUUUUGAAAAAUAAAUUUAGAGAUCUAUCUUAAGUAUAA
Molecule: messenger RNA, 4403 nt
Organism: Delphinapterus leucas (beluga whale)
Lineage: Eukaryota; Metazoa; Chordata; Mammalia; Artiodactyla; Monodontidae
Gene: PROSER2
Product: proline and serine rich 2
Source: RefSeq, a predicted model, not a curated record